Molecule: messenger RNA, 938 nt
Organism: Plodia interpunctella (Indianmeal moth)
Lineage: Eukaryota; Metazoa; Arthropoda; Insecta; Lepidoptera; Pyralidae
Exons: 5
Coding region: 93-911 (272 amino acids)
Biological process (GO): sensory perception of taste; male courtship behavior; chemosensory behavior
Cellular component (GO): membrane; axon; dendrite
Source: RefSeq, a predicted model, not a curated record
UUUUUGGAAAUUAAAUAUAACUCUUGACAUUUUAGGUUUUGUAUCACGUAAUAGAAACAUUUACUCACGGAGUGGUGUACGUUCAAGUUAUCAUGGAACUCGUCAAAGUGACUAUAAGGUUUUAUCCUGCAAUACCAAUUAGUACACCAUUAUUUACGGUAUUUGCAGUUAUUAUAUGGGUGUCUAAAAAUCUUGUGCUCCAAUGUAUGAUGUGCACGGAAUGCGAACAGUUUUACUGCACCAUAAAGGAUGUUGAGGUGUUAUGCGCAAAUGUGCUGAGAACCAGAGAUCCAGGCCCAAUCACAAGAUCAUUCAAAACCAUACAGCGUUAUAACUUAACAUGCUCAAAGAUGAACGCCUAUGGUCUUUUUGAUAUAGAUGCCAAAAUGCCAGCAAAAUUAUUAGCCGCAGUAGCGACUUACACUGUGGUCAUAUUGCAAUUAUCUCUAAAGAACCUCUGGGAUAUAGAAAUAAAUAUUAAUUCAACGGACAAUUCUACUUUUAGCAAUGUAACAGCGAGUACUAGCAUCGCUAUCUCUUCGAUAUUUUUGGCUACCAUUUGGGCGACCAAGAAUAUUGUUUUACUGAGCAUGCUGUCUGCGACGUGUGAACGAUUCCACUCGUCCUUCAAACAUGUACAGGUCCUGUGUACGGAUAUACUGAGGAAUGGGCAUCCUGGCCGGAUCUCCAGAAUAUUCAAAACAAUAAAGCGUUACAACCUAUGUUAUGCUAAACUAAAUGCUUGCGGGUUAAUUAAUAUUGACGCCAAAUUGCCAGCAAAAUUGGUGGGGGCUGUGGCGACUUACUCUAUAGUCAUAUUGCAAUUUUCUAUCAAAAACGUAUGGAAUUUCGACGAGAAGUUUUUCUUCAAUACACACAAACGUUUGAGUGCAAAUUACUCCGAAUCAUAGACUGGAGCAGUGACGGUCACAACUACC